This is a messenger RNA of Asterias rubens (European starfish), 1966 nucleotides long. RefSeq names its product flap endonuclease 1-like. The coding region runs from base 65 to 1204 and encodes 379 amino acids. Lineage: Eukaryota; Metazoa; Echinodermata; Asteroidea; Forcipulatida; Asteriidae. The transcript has 11 exons. The record is from RefSeq and is a predicted model, not a curated record. Gene Ontology annotation, cellular component: nucleus. Gene Ontology annotation, molecular function: DNA binding; 5'-flap endonuclease activity; manganese ion binding.
CGCGCUAUACGGUGGUAGGUCGUCAAUCUUCCUCAUAUUGAUUGCUAGAUACAAACUAAACAAGAUGGGAAUUCACAAUUUAGCUCGACUGAUUGCUGACAAUGCUCCACUGGCUAUGAAAGAUAAUGAAAUCAAAAAUUAUUUUGGUCGUAAAAUAGCCAUCGAUGCGUCUAUGUGCAUCUACCAGUUUCUCAUAGCAGUACGACAAGAUGGUUCUCAACUAACCAAUGAGGAUGGAGAAACUACAAGCCAUCUGAUGGGUAUGUUCUAUCGCACGAUCCGCAUGGUGGAAAAUGGUAUCAAACCAGUGUACGUCUUUGAUGGCAAACCACCAGACAUGAAAUCUGGUGAGUUGGACAAACGUAAGGAGAGACGACAGGAAGCUGAAAAGGAACUAGAAAAGGCCAAAGAACUUGGCGACAGCGAGAAUGUUAAUAAGUUUGAGAGACGACUUGUCAGAGUCACAUCGCAACACAAUGAUGAAUGUAAACAGCUGUUGAAGUUGAUGGGAAUUCCUAGUGUAACAGCUCCAAGUGAAGCUGAAGCCCAGUGUGCUGCUCUUGUGAAAGCUGGAAAGGUUUACGCUGUCGGAACUGAAGAUAUGGAUGCCCUGACGUUUGGAGGAACGGUUCUCUUAAGGCAUCUUACAUCAAGUGAAGCAAGGAAGUUACCUGUCCAGGAAUUUAAUCUCCCAAGGGUUCUGAGUGGACUUGAUCUCUCACAUAAUGAGUUUGUUGAUCUAUGUAUUUUGAUGGGUUGUGAUUAUUGUGGAAGCAUCAGAGGAAUUGGACCAAAGAGAGCCAUUGAUCUCAUUCAGAAACAUAAAUCCAUCGAUGAAAUCCUCAAAAAUAUUGACACAAAGAAACAUCAACCACCAGAAGACUGGCUGUACAAAGAAGCAAGAGAAUUAUUCCUUAAGCCUGAAGUUACACCAGGAGAAGACGUUGAUCUAAAAUGGACUGAGCCAGAUGAAGAUGAACUUGUCAAGUUUAUGUGCGAUCAGAAAGGAUUCAGUGAGGAUCGUAUCCGUAAUGGUAUCAAGAAACUGAUGAAAGGAAGGCAGGGAUCCACACAGGGAAGAUUAGAUAGCUUCUUUAAGGUUCUUGCCCCAACAGGUCCUACUAAGAGAAAGUCCAAUGAUGCCAAAGGAUCUCAGAAGAAAAAGGCCAAAACCGGAGGUAGUUCCUUCAAGAAACCACGAUAAGAGAUGGAUGAAAUGGAUAUUUUUAGCAAACUUUUACUGGCUUUGGUCUUAGGCAUAAGGUUAAACAUUUCCUUUCAAACUUGCAAUUUUUUAUAAAAAAGUUAGCAUGGUUGCGUGAGGCUGAUGCAAGAUCAAAUGAUCAAUAAAUUAAUGUCACUGAUUGGUAGCUCAAAAGACAUUCAGUACAUGUAAUACCUUGACAAGACAUACAUGUAUAUACCUCAAAGGCAUUGUACAUACAUGUAUAUAUGAAUACAAGUACAUGAAAGACUGUACAUGUACAGCCUAUAGGACACACCUCAAUAACAGCUCAGUAAUGCAGUUACAGGACAUGUAUCUGGAAGCGAGUAAUUCAUUUUGUUUAUGCAAGGUAAUUGACAAGAUACUGCAACACAUUUGCUCUGCACUGUAUUUCAAAUAACUUGUCCUAAAAAUGUUACCAAAUUACCAGUGUCAGUCAAAUGAUAUGAAGUGAUGAUAGUAUUUCUCACAAUGUUUAAUUAUUGUACAACACUAGUACUAGUUACAAAAAUGGGCUUUUUUGAAAUCCAACAUUGAUGUCUGAUGAAUGCUUUUAUAUGGUUUGAUAGUCUAACAACAUUCACAUGCAUCUGUUUUUCAAAUAAGUGCUAUAUAUUGUAUUAUCAACUGCUUUAAAUUCUAUGUUACAAAUAUACAGUUCAAUUUAUGGAAAAGUUUCCGUAUGGCGCCACCACUUUUUCAUUCGAUAUGAAAUAAUAUAGUAUCUAAUUUACCUCAAUG